Messenger RNA from Cercopithifilaria johnstoni, 2253 nucleotides. The record is from the annotation of a GenBank genome assembly. NCBI's taxonomy places the organism in Eukaryota, Metazoa, Nematoda, Chromadorea, Rhabditida, Onchocercidae.
AUGGAGGACGAAUUGAAAUGUUUAUUUUGCAAAGAAUUUUUUACAGAACCGAUACUUCUCAAUUGUGCUCAUAGUUACUGCCGUCGAUGUGUAGUACAAUGUCAGCAACCUGUUUGUCAUAAUGCUCCGACUACAUCAACGCCACAUUCUCAUGGUAAUAUGACAUCCGGAACGGCACAAUUUACGCAUAUUCAUAAUACCACACCAUUAUCACUACCCUCAAGCAGCGGAGCUAGUGAUACAAUUUCGUUGUGCACUUCUGAUCAGGAUAUUGAAAGCGACAAACUGUCGGUUAUAUCAGAAACCGAUAGUGGAGUGGUUGUUUCCAGUAGGAGUUCUCGACCUUCGUCAUUAAUCGGUUCAACAGCUGCACAUCCUUCACCUUCCAAUUGUCUCGGUGGACAUCGUCUACCAUCUAUUUUAACACCAUCCACUUCAGGAUGGAUUGUUACCUGUAAGGCUUGCCAUAAACCGACAGUUUUUCCGGAUGAACAAACUGUUAUGCUAAUGCCUAUUAAUAAGGCUCUUGUUAAUGUUAUUAAAAGAUAUCAUUCAGGUAAUUUACCAGUCCGAGAUAAAAGCGGUACUGGUGAACAGACAUAUAACUGCCAGCUAUGUGAUAGCGAAGAACCAGAGAUAGCUAAUGUUUUCUGUGAACAAUGUGAUAUUUACUAUUGUCAAUCAUGCCAAAAUUCGUUACAUCCAUCUCGUGGACCUUUAGCAUCACAUAAAUUAGUAUUACCAUCUGCAAGACGAUCAUAUCGGGCAACAAUCAGUUUACCAAAAGAUUCUAAAUGUUCAAAUCAUCCAUGUGAAAGCCUUUCAAUGUAUUGUAUGAUUUGCCGAUUAGCCAUAUGUUCUCAAUGCUUACAAGAAACGAAACAUUCCAAUCAUGAUGUACAAAGUCUUGAUAAAAUUUGCAAAACACAAAAGGCAGAAUUAUCACAAAUUCUGCAACUUUUAAGUGAAAAAGCAAAACAUGCAACGGAAGAUAUAACUCGACUCAAACAACUUAACGAUGCUAUUUCUGUAAAUUGUUUCGAUUUUCAACAUCGUUUAACAGUACAAAUUGAUUCAUUAAUUGAACAAUUACAACAAAGAAAGGAAAAACUGUUGCAAUAUGUAGAAGAAGAAAAAGAAUUUAAGAGACGAAUAUUCAAAGAGCAAAUUGGACGUUGUACGACGAAAUUAUCAAAGACAACUGCUCUCAUACAAUUCUGUAUUGAAGUUCUCAAAGAACCUGAUCCGGCAACUUAUUUACAAGUAAGCAGCGCGUUGACCAAUCGUGCCACAACGCAGGAAUUCCUAUGGCAUAAAGAAAUGCAAACAACACCGGAAGCGGAUCCGGAUUUUAUACUAAAUUUAGAUGUGAACAACUUACAAUAUGCCAUACAGACAUUAGAUUUUGCUCAAUUAAAAGUACCAAAUGCGCCUUUAAUAGAAACAUUGGAAUGUGUUGCUGAAAAUAAUUCCGUAACAAUUGUUUGGAAAGCGCAAAAUGAUGAUUGUGCAAUUGAUGGUUAUAUCUUGGAAAUUGAUUCCGGUUCCGGAAAUGGAUUAUUCAAGGAAGUAUACUGUGGCAGAGAUACGAUAUGCACAAUUGAUGGCUUACAUUUUAAUACAGUUUAUAAUGCACGAGUUAAAGCAUUUAAUUCAGCUGGUGAAAGUUCAUACAGCGAUAUGAUAUGUCUUCAGACGGCUGCCGUAGCAUGGUUUCAAUUAAGCAAAUUAGCUUCACAAACUGAUUUAAUCAUAUCCAAUGAAUGUAUGUCAGUAACGGGAACAACAAUGGAAUAUAAAACAUUGUGCGGUUCCAUUGCCUUUUCCCGCGGAAUACAUUACUGGGAGGUAACGGUGGAACGUCAUAGAGGAAAUGCAGAUAUUGUAGUCGGUGUAGCACAAAAUGCUUUCAAUCGUCAUAUUAUGCUUGGCAAAGAUUUACACGGUUGGUCAAUGUACAUCGAUGGAGAACGUUCGUGGUACUUACAUAACGGUAUGCAUCAUAGUCGAAUUAUCGGUGGUAUCGGUGUCGGAUCCGUAAUUGGAGUACUACUGGAUUGUGAUAAGGGUACUCUUGCAUUCUUCGUUAACGAUACGCGACGUAAUUAUGAAGGACAAUUAGUUGCAUUUCGGAAUAUGCCACGUGGUUUACACUAUCCGGCAUUCAGUAUCAAUUGUGAUACAAUGAUAACGGUACAUACCGGUUUGGCUAUCCCGUCAAGCUCAGGAAGCAGUGAUUGCAGCGAUACAUGA